GUUUGGAACCUAGACGAGCAAUCAGAGAACAGAGAAGAGCAUCCGCAAAGCGAAACCUGCCUGUCUGUCCUUACGUACGCGUGUAUAUAUAUAUCACCGUGUCAGUGAGGUCAGGGAGACAGAACAAAGAAGCUAGCUACAACAGGGCAGCCAGCCAACGACAGACAGAGAGCUGCGGAGGAGCAGGAGCUGCGAUGGACGCCCAGGUGACGAAUCCUUCUGCCGCCACGGACCAUGCAGCGCCGACCACCAGCGUUAGCGCGCCCGCGCACUACGCCUACGCCAACGACAAUGCGUGCCCCGGCGGGCCGAAGGUCUGGGUCCUCGUGCUCCUCUUCGCGCUGCUCCUGCUGCCCUUCCUGCCCUCCGCGAUGCGGCGCGGCGGCGGCAUGCACUGGGCAGGAGGAGAAGGAGGGUACCGCCGCGGCGGGAUCACCUUCAAGAGCGGCUGGGACGUCGUCAACCUCUGCCUCGUGCUCUUCGCCAUCCUCUGCGGUCUCCUUGGCCGCAGAGGCGGCGGCGGCAGCGGCGACGGGGAGUCCUCUUCCGCCGCGACUUCCACGCCGGCCAAGGACGGUCAUCGAGAGGUGGCCUCGGCGCCCGCCACGGCGGCGGCGACUACGACCUCGGCGGAUUUGGAGGAGGAGGAGGAGGAGGGCUACGACUCCAUGUCCGCCAUCUACGCCACCCUGCCCCGCACCAACCACCACGCCCACGCCUCGGGGGGGAUCCGCCGGAUGAAGAGCAGCAGCUCGCUGCGCCUCGGCAGCGACGGCGUCUGGGCCCCCGAGGCCACCUGCCGCUUCUACGACGACGCCGAGCUGUACCGGGCCCGUCGCCCGGAGCGGACCUGGGACGUCGACCUUCACGGGAGGACGGCGACGACGGAGGUCAAGACCAUCCCCGUCGACACCUUCGUCGAGCGCGGCCGGGCCUCGCAGCCUCGGGAGCCGCGGAGGCGGAGGAGGAGCGUCCAGAGGCUCGACGAGGUGGACGAGGAGAGGCCGCCGCGGGGGGAGGCGCUGGCGCCGGCGAGGCUCAGGAGGUGGAACUCAGAGGUGGUUGAUGUGAUGCCGGAACACGGGGCGCCGCCGGCGACGAGCAGGAUGUGGGACUCGAAGGUGGUGGACGUCAUGCCGGAGCAGGAUGCAGCGAGGCUCAGGAGGUGGAAUUCAGAAUCGUUGGAUAUGGUAUUGGAGCAGGAGGCGCAGGUGGCUCCGGCGAGGAACAGGAGGUGGACCUCGGAGGCGGUGGACGUGAUAACGGAGCGGCAGGCAGCGGUGGCGCCUGCAAGGAUCAUCAGGUGGAACUCAGUGGAUGUAAUACCGGAGCAGGAAGCGCCGGUGGCUCCGUCGAGGAGCAGGAGGUGGAGCUCGGUGGCGGUGGACAUGGUCCCCGAGCAUAAAGUGCCGGUGGUGAUGGUGCCUGCUGCUCCACCACCUCCAUCUCCGCCUCCACCGCCGGCGCUUCCUCGACGACGACGGCACAGCGUCGAGAAACUGCCGAGACCACAGGAACUGGAGCAAGAGAUAGUAGUAGUGGAAGAGGUGAGGAAUCUAUUGCCGCCGCCAUCGCCGUCCAUGUUCGCGCCUGGAACGCCACCCCCUCCGCCUCCUCUUCCGCUUCCGCCUCGUUCGACGGUGUCGCGCAGCAAGAAGAAGCGCAGCGGCAGCGUGGGUGGCGCCAAAGAUCUAGCAUCCGCCAUCGCUACGUUCUACCAGAAGAAGCGCAAGAGCAUUACCAUGAAGGCCAAGAGGAGGCCCCAUCAGCACCACCAUUCCGAUGGCCACUACUCGUCGCCGUCGUCAGAUGCGUCAGCGAGCCCGGACUCCACUGUUCGCACCACCAACGCCCCGCCUCCGCCUCCGCCACCUCCCCGGCCACCGCCGUCCUCAAUCUUCUCCAACCUCUUCAAGAACAAGAAGGGCGGCAAUAAGAGCCGCCGCAUCCACUCCGUCGCGCCACCGCAGCCGCCACCCCCGCCUCCACCCACUCGCCGAACUAAGAAACCACCACCGCCUGCGUCUCGUCUUGCGCCUCCAGCACCAGCAGUCAGGACACGGCAGCCGCGCGCCCCCGUGCACGCGCCCACACAUCAGCCGCCAUUGUACUACACAUACUACCCGCUCCCGCCGCUACCUCCGCCUCCGCCGCCUCCGCUGGUGUCAGAGGGCGAGGAUGACUCACCUUCAAUCACAGCGUCGCCGGCGCCUGCGUACUGCGCGAGCCCCGACGUGAACACGAAAGCGGACAGGUUCAUCGAGAGCUUCCGCGAGGGGCUGAAGCUGGAGAAGCUCAACUCGUACCGGGAGAAGUGGCAGAGGCAGAUCCAAGAGAACGCCGCCGCCGUCGAUAUCGAGGAGGAGGGGGAGUUCAUGGUGAUCGGGUCGCUCUUUGGCGACGACGACAUCUCGUUGCCGCAGACGCCGGCGACCGCUGUUGCCGUCGGCUUCUAAAGUAUAACUAACAUCGAAGCAAAAAAAAAAAAAAAGAGUUGGAUUUUUUUUGUGUGGAAAAAUGGCCUGGAGAAAAUGGAUAGAAAGACCAGAAGAUACAACAAAAGAGUAUUUCUUGUAGCUGGUAAUCCUGGUUAGUCAGUACUACUUGUGAAUGAUUCCCUUUUUCAGUAAUUUUGGAUUUGGGUAGCUACGAAUUGAGAGUGAAGUUUGUGCAUGAAAGCUUGGGGGGCCUUUUGUGCUUAUUUUAAAAUGGCAAAAAAAAAGCUCUCUUCGGGUGUUGUGUGUUGUGUUGCAUCAGGUGAGCUGACGUGAAUUUCAUAUCUAUGCACUUUGGAGCUUUUGGAGUUGUAAAAUAUAUACCAUGACGAGGACAGUAACACAUGUUUGCGUUU
Messenger RNA from Zea mays, 2851 nucleotides. RefSeq names its product serine/arginine repetitive matrix protein 1. The record is from RefSeq and is a predicted model, not a curated record. The transcript has a single exon. Lineage: Eukaryota; Viridiplantae; Streptophyta; Magnoliopsida; Poales; Poaceae. The coding region runs from base 195 to 2456 and encodes 753 amino acids.